CGUCCGGGCUGGCGGCGUGACUUCCGGGUGUCAGGCUGCCCGGGCGCCGCGGCCGCUGAGGAGAGGCUGUGUGGCCGGGGUGGCGGCGGGUUCCGGGGCGGGCUGGCCUUGUCCUGCCCCUGUGCGCGAUGCAUCCGCGGCGCCCGGACGGGUUCGACGGCUUGGGCUACCGGGGUGGGGCCCGGGACGAGCCGGGCUUCGGCGGCGCCUUUCCGGCGAGGUCCUUCAGGUCCGCGUCGGACCUGAGCCGCUGGGUGACCUCUCCCCCAGACAUCCCGGGGAGCCGCAACCUGCACUGGGCCGAGGAGAGCCCGCCCCGCGGCGCGCCCGCCCCCUGCACGCCGCCCGAGGGCCCGGCGGAGGGGCCCUGCCCCGGCGGCGCGGGGCGCAGCGGCGAGCAGUUGAAUAGAUUUGCUGGAUUUGGUAUUGGACUUGCAAGUCUUUUCACAGAAAACGUGCUGGCCCAUCCCUGCAUCGUUCUGCGCCGCCAGUGUCAGGUGAACUACCAUGCUCGGCACUACCAUCUCACCCCAUUUACAGUCAUCAAUAUUAUGUACAGCUUCAACAAAACCCAGGGACCAAGGGCCCUGUGGAAAGGAAUGGGAAGCACAUUUAUUGUGCAGGGAAUCACACUUGGAGCAGAGGGGAUAAUAAGUGAAUUCACACCUUUACCAAGGGAGAUUUCACAUAAAUGGAAUCCUAAACAAAUAGGAGAACACCUUCUAUUGAAAUCCCUAACUUACAUAGUGGCGAUGCCUUUUUAUUCAGCAAGUCUAAUUGAAACAGUACAGAGUGAGAUAAUCCGAGACGGUGCGGGGAUUCUGGAGUGUGUGAAGGAGGGAAUUGGCAGAGUGAUCGGCCUGGGCGUGCCUCACAGCAAGCGCCUGCUGCCGCUCCUGUCCUUGGUCUUCCCCACGGUGCUGCAUGGGGUUCUCCAUUACGUCAUCAGCUCGGUCGUCCAGAAGGUCGUCCUGCUCGUCCUGAAGAGAAAGGCCUAUGACAGCCACCUUGCCGAGAGCGCCAGCCCGGUGCAGAGCAUGCUGGAUGCCUACUUUCCAGAGCUCAUCGCCAACUUCGUGGCCAGCCUCUGCUCUGAUGUCACGCUCUACCCGCUGGAGACGGUUCUGCACCGCCUGCACGUGCAGGGAACACGCACGAUCAUCGACAACACAGACCUGGGCUACGAGGUGCUUCCGAUUAACACGCAGUACGAGGGCAUGAGAGACUGCGUCAGCACCAUACGGCAGGAGGAGGGCGCGCUCGGCUUCUACAAGGGGUUCGGUGCUGUGGUCGUCCAGUACACGCUGCACGCGGCCGUGCUGCAGAUUACCAAGAUCAUUUACUCCACGCUUCUUCAGAACAGUGCUUGAGACUCAGAGCCCUGGUUAGUCUGAAACACGUCCUCGGGAAACUUUAUUAUGAAAUUAUGAAGGACAAAAGUGAAAAACGGGGGGUUCAAAAUGGAUAAGAGCUGAAACUGGCAGGUACAGCCCACGAUGAUUAUAUUGACUCUCCACUUUUUAAAAAAGGCAUAGAUACAUAUUUUGGAUUCAGAGUAUUCCAAAUUUGUAAACUCAGUGAAAACACUUGUAUGAAUUAAAUUCUAGCUAGGAUAGCACUAAUGCCGAACUAAAAGGAAUCUUGGGAAGAAGCAAAUAUUUGUCAGCAAACUGAAAACCAAAUUUCAGAGCUGAAUUUAUUUCAUCUGACUUUAAUAUUUAUUACACGUUUAUUUCACCUUAUGGAUUGAUAUUGGUAUGUUAUUCUUAACACAGCGUAUAGUAGCAGGAGGUCAUAGUUUACCUUUAAGCAAAUUAUGUUGUCAGUGAUAAAGACAAGAAGGAUUCGAUUUGGCAGUCUGUAAACAGAAGCUGAGAGUUAAAUCACACUGUCCCUGUAGAACGUCAGUGGCCGUUCAUUUACUAUUAUGACGCCAUUUGUAUGCAUGCACAUAACUUGGAAUUUCCUUCAUCCCUACAUGUUUUCCACUCUUAGAUCAGCUUACUGUGAAAAUGAAGUUAGGUGCUUUCUGCUUGAACAUCAGGACAAAGUGUUAAAAGCCAAGGUACCCAGAAGAUUAAAGGCAGACAGCGUGCUUGUCCGUGUCAAACCCACCGCUUCAGUGCCAUCUACUUACACGUUUAUAAAGUUAGAGUUGCUUACUGAGUUUUAUGAAUCAUCAGACUGUUUUUAGAGCCACUGUUAUUAACAGAAACAGAAAAUAAUCAUGACGACGAUUCCUAUUUCCACAUUUACAAAUUGUGUACUAAAGGGAAUGUCACUUGCCUUUCAUUUCUGAAUGACCUGUCUUAGAGAAGUCACAAUUAAAAUUUACCCGAGAAUUUGUGCCUCAUGCCUUUCAUAGAGUCAUCAUUAAAUAAUGGAUUUAAUUUUUAUUUUCUUCUAGUUUUUGUUCAUAGUUGUAUUCUCCAAACUAGAUAUACAUAAAGGGAAAUGCAGAUUUAUCACCCUUUAUUGAAACUUGUUUGGAUGAAUACUGAUGAAAAAGAGAAACUUUAAAGGAAGUUUUUCCUUGCUUUUUAUGGGUGAGGAAAAGAAUUUCAACAAAUAAUAAGCAAAAAUGUUGGUAAUCAGUUUAAUAAAAAAAAUUCUGUCUGUUCCUAAAUUGAAUUUGGUGGGUGAGGCUCUUUGUAUAGUGAAAUAAUGUGCAUUUGAUUGAUCCAUUUAGCAAGCGGGAGUAUGGUGACUGCACUGAUGUUGUCCAACCUAGAAUGCAUACCAGCUGAGGUCUAUUUUACUUACGGAAUGUCAGUGAAAUGGUUACAUUUUGUGAUUAAUAAUGUUGAAACCAAAAGAUGAUAUCCAAAAAGUAUCAAGCAGUAUAUAUGUGGCAGAUCUCUCAACUAUCAUGUGAAUGUGUUUUGUAUUUUUUUUUGAUGACUAAAGCACACAGGUUUUCCAUUUUCCUGUUCCACCAAGAGGGGGGAAAUAAAAUUAAACAUAAGUUAUAUACUUUGAGAUAAUGAUUUGUCUAAUUUGCAGCAUAUAAAUUGUUUUCAUUGCUGUUGAAUUACUAAGUAAAUUUUUAGAUGUUUAUAAUAUGUCCAACUUCUGAAAACCUUUCAUUUUUAUUAUAAUCAAAGAUGGUUUCAGAAAAGAGUAAACUUCUGAAAAUUAUAGGUUUUAGAAAAUUUAUAGAAAAGAAUCUGAAUGGAAUCAAGUAUCUACUAGUGAAAAUCUAGGAUCCUUUAUCUACCUAAAAACUAGAUAGUUCAAGAUUAUUUUACGGAUGUUAUCAUGAUUCAGUUAUAUAGUACUGUCUCAUUAUGGAAUCAUUAUAAGACUGAUAGGCUGAACCACACACAGUAGGUUGGUCUUAUUUUCUCUUUGGAGAAAGAGUACAACUUUAUAUUAAAACUAAAGUUGAAAUGUGGCAAGUAAAAUACUUUUUAAAAUUUUUUAUUACCAUUCCAAAUUAGUUGAAAUAUAAAAAGAAAUCUUUAAAAUUGAAGCACUUAAAUGUUGGUCAAAUAUGUUUAGCUGAAUUUAGAAAGGGAUAAGCAAAGUAAACAUUAGACAUGCUCUUGCCUUUUUAAAGAUUGCUCUGUUUCUUUAGGUGCCAAAGUCAAAUACCCAUAGGCUAUGGUUCUUAAUAUGAUAACACCUGAGGAUACCAUUUUUAAUUCAGUGUGAUUAAUAGUAUCAUGAGUAAUAUUCUGUUAAAAAUAUUUCACAGUCCCAAUGGUCCCCUUACAUAAGCUAGGUUUCGCUGUGGAGCUGAAGUGUGAUACACUUGCCUUACGUUGUUGGGUUUCUUAAGUCGUAUAGUCUGAAAGCCAUGGAAUUAAAAACAAACAUCUGGUUCAUAUUACUUAACUGUGUUAAGUGAGCUUAUGAACCAGUUUACUAAAUCUGUUUCUAAAUCUCUUUCCUUUGAGGGACUCUAAGGUUUCUUGUGAAAUAAUCUCCAGGUGUAAAUAAUGUAAGUCUUUAAACUCCAGCACUAGAUGUUAUGAGUCAAAACAAACUAAUUCCAAAAUGACUAUGGACUGUGGGGUUUGAUAGUAUUUUCAGAAAUAAAACUGAGAGGCAAGAGGUCUUGCUCAUUUUUGCAAGGUAUGCUCGCCUGUUCACAGCUGUCUUUUCAGCACUGGGCUUGUUAAAACCGCACAAAACAUUCGCUUAACUGACUGGGUACAGAUACUUCAGUCUUUCCAUGUAUUCAUACAUCUGCUCAGGAAACAACACACUGCUUGGAUAUUUGUUUUUUCAACUGACAUUGUGGAGGACAUUUGCCCUUAGUUUGCUUUCCAGAUCUUAUGGGGAAAAAGUGAAUAAUCUGCCAGCUCUUGGAAAGAUAGGUUUUAAUUCGUUAUUUUCAGUAAUACAUAUGGAAAUAAAAUCCCAUUGGUAACAACUCACAUUGCACUAGAGUUUAAGUGAUACUUAACGUCGGCAUUUCUGGUUUCUCUCCUGCAAGUAGUUGCACAUUUCUCUCCUUUUCUCUCUCCUAUAAACUGGAUAUGUAAUGCCUUUCUUUUGAGUGACUGAGUAUCAUUGAUAUGCUUCCAAGUUGUAUAAUUGAGUAACAAAAACUUGUGAUUUGACAAUGAAUCUUACGCAGUAUACCUCAGCUAGAAGAGGUAUUUGGUCUGUGUGUUUUUUUCUUUUUUAAAGUUGUUUUUGUCUCACUGGUAUUUUAAAUGUUUUCAGCAAAUUGUGUAAUAUGAAAAGGUUAAAUAAAACGUUGAAAUAAAAUA
Messenger RNA from Capra hircus (goat), 4721 nucleotides. RefSeq names its product solute carrier family 25 member 46 (gene SLC25A46). The coding region runs from base 129 to 1370 and encodes 413 amino acids. The transcript has 8 exons. Gene Ontology annotation, cellular component: mitochondrial outer membrane. The record is from RefSeq and is a predicted model, not a curated record. Gene Ontology annotation, biological process: mitochondrial membrane fission; mitochondrial fission; axon development. Lineage: Eukaryota; Metazoa; Chordata; Mammalia; Artiodactyla; Bovidae.